UUCCAUAUUAUACCCUUCUUUCAUUCCCUUUUCAAUUCCAUUCCUUAUUAGGGUUUCCUCAUUCUUAUUCAUACUGUAAAUAAUAAACACCAACAGUGAUUGAGUGUCAUCUCCGGAGCUUGAACCUGGAGUGAUGACAGCAUGAUUGCUUGUUCUCCCAUUAGAAAUUGUGUGAAAUACGCCGUUCGUCCAAGUGGGUCCCGGCAAAGUGUGAUGCCUUCAAGUGCAUGUUGUUUUCAUCUCUCCCUUGGAUGUGUCAAACCGAAUUAUGUUCCAAAGCCGAACACCCGCCAAUCUCUUAUUGGGCCAUCUGACGUUGCAAACCAGAGGAGCAACUGGCAGUUACUGACCAUCAAAAGUGCUAUGCAUUCCAGGCGCGGGACACCAAAGACACGCUUAGAUCUUUCGCUUGGGUCCCGCAAUAUGAACUUAAGGCUUUUGUUCCCAAAACAAAAACAAGGUAUCAUCUCUAGAAUGAAAUGGAAUUUGGUACCCGGAUCUUGGAUGCAAGGAUGUGCCUCAGCUGGCCUUGUAAUGGGAUUAACCGUUUGCAAUUCAAAUACUGAGCCAGCACAUGCUGAAGCAAAAGAGAACAAGGAAGAUGACUGUAGUUCUACAAUCACCAACUUUUCACAUGGGAAGCAAGUUCACACCAACUAUUCCGUUAUAGGAAUACCUGGAGAUGGGAGAUGUUUGUUUCGUGCUGUUGCUCAUGGAGCAUGUUUACGAUCAGGGAAGCCUGCUCCUAGUGAGAGCCUGCAAAGGGAGCUAGCUGAUGAAUUACGUGCCAGAGUGGCCGAUGAAUUUGUUAAAAGACGGGAAGAGACGGAAUGGUUCAUUGAAGGUGACUUUGAUUCUUAUGUGUCACAAAUAAGGAAGACACAUGUAUGGGGAGGUGAACCUGAAUUGCUCAUGGCUUCUCAUGUUCUCAAGAUGCCAAUUUCAGUCUACAUGAAUGAUCAAGAUUCCGGUGGCCUCAUUUCUAUUGCCGAAUAUGGUCAUGAAUACAGCAAAGAAGAUCCAAUCCGAGUCUUGUACCACGGGUUUGGUCAUUAUGAUGCUUUACAUAUUCCUGGUAAAACGGAUUCCCGAGCCAGACUUUAGAAUUUUCAACUUUUAGUCUAUUCAUCACUUGAUUGUCGUAAUUUAGAAAUGGUCAGUACAAAAUAAUAAGAUUUAACCAUAACAUGAAAAAUAAAACAAUAGGUUUCUAUCGAUCUCUUUUAUCGUAUGCUAAGAUGUUCAAAUUCAAAGAAAUAGAUGAAAAUCCAUGUAUUCUUGGGUUA
Cynara cardunculus var. scolymus (artichoke) is the source of this 1286-nucleotide messenger RNA. RefSeq names its product OTU domain-containing protein At3g57810. Gene Ontology annotation, biological process: endoplasmic reticulum unfolded protein response; protein deubiquitination. Gene Ontology annotation, cellular component: cytosol; nucleus. Gene Ontology annotation, molecular function: cysteine-type deubiquitinase activity. The coding region runs from base 142 to 1104 and encodes 320 amino acids. The record is from RefSeq and is a predicted model, not a curated record. The transcript is spliced from 6 exons. NCBI's taxonomy places the organism in Eukaryota, Viridiplantae, Streptophyta, Magnoliopsida, Asterales, Asteraceae.